Molecule: messenger RNA, 783 nt
Organism: Chionomys nivalis (European snow vole)
Lineage: Eukaryota; Metazoa; Chordata; Mammalia; Rodentia; Cricetidae
Product: ubiquitin-activating enzyme E1 Y-like
Exons: 6
Coding region: 1-783 (260 amino acids)
Biological process (GO): protein ubiquitination; ubiquitin-dependent protein catabolic process; DNA damage response
Cellular component (GO): cytoplasm; nucleus
Molecular function (GO): ubiquitin activating enzyme activity
Source: RefSeq, a predicted model, not a curated record
AUGGCGGGGCAUGGGGCUGGUGGGGGUGGGGAGGAUAGGGUAACAGAUAUUAGAAAUGCUUGCUCGUUAGAAAAGGAAGACAGGGUAGUAAGGGUGGAUAGCCACAGUCUGAACUCCAGUAAAAUAAAACAAUUCAGUGGUCUGUACAUGGACCUCCAUUGUGUGUAUUACCAAAAGCCUCUGCUGGAAUCAGGCACCCUGGGCACCAAGGGGAACGUGCAGGUGGUCAUUCCCUUCUUGACAGAAUCUUACAGCUCUCAGGACCCACCUGAGAAAUCCAUCCCCAUCUGCACACUGAAGAACUUCCCCAAUGCCAUUGAGCACACCCUACAGUGGGCUCGGGAUGAAUUCAAGCAGUCAGCAGAAACUGUUAACCAGUACCUCACGGAUCCCAAGUUCACGGAGCAGACACUGCAGCUGGCUGGCACCCAGCCUUUGGAAGUACUGGCAGCUGUACAGCAUAGUCUACUCCUGCAUAGGCCACAGACUUGGGCUGACUGUGUGACUUGGGCCUACCGCUACUGGCACACACGGUAUUCUGACAAUAUCCAGCAGUUGCUGCACAACUUCCCUCCAGACCAGCCCCUGCAUCUGGACUGCGUGAUGGCUGCUGUCAACCUGUUUGCCCAGACUAGGAGGGUCCCACCACAGCGCUGCUGUGGCCAGACUCCUGCAGUCUCUGCAGCUCCCCAAUUGGCUCCCAAGUCUGCAUUAAGGAUUCACGUUUCUGAGCAGGAAUUCCAGAGCACCAGUGCCACAGUUGGUGAGAAUGCUUUGUCAUGA